AUCCCCGGCAAGCCUAGCGCCGAAGUCGCUAGGGCGGCCAAUGAGGAGGCCUCGGGAAGGGGGAGGGCUCUCCUGAGCGACAGGCGCCCCAGCCAAUUGCCGCUCGGCGGAGCGGGCGAGUCUGAGGCCGCCCGGCUAGCCGCUCAAGAUGUCGGGGCUCCUCGGCGCCACCCUGAAGAUGCUCACCAGGGACUCGUACUGCGACCUCAGCGAAUACCUGGAGCAGUCCUACAAGGGCCGGAAGGAGCUGCAGGCAGAAGACCUGAAGGAUUCCUCCACCCUCUACGUGGGCAACCUCUCCUUCUACACCACCGAGGAGCAGAUCCACGAGCUCUUCUCCAAGUGCGGGGACGUCAAGCGGAUCAUCAUGGGCCUGGACAAGAACAAGAAGACGCCCUGCGGGUUCUGCUUCGUGGAAUACUACACGAGAGCUGAAGCCGAGCACUCCAUGCGUUUCAUCAACGGGACUCGCCUGGAUGACCGGCUUAUCCGGACAGACUGGGAUGCAGGAUUCAGGGAAGGGAGGCAGUAUGGACGCGGCAAGUCAGGCGGGCAGGUAAGAGACGAGUACCGAAAGGAGUACGAUGAAGGAAGAGGCGGCUUUGGCAAGUUUUUCCAGCAAGAGUUGCCGAAACUGUAGACGGGGAUUUAAAUAAUCUGGAUGGAUGACAGGGAGGAGAGCUAAGUUCAGCUCGUAUCUCCUUGGACCAGCGGGAUAGAAGGGAGGGAGAAAGGGCUGGCUUUUUUUUUCCCCGGCAAGGUUAGUUCGAGACUCCUUUCUCUCACCUGUCACUGUGUUUUUUACGCUUAUCCUGGCCUGAGUUGGGAUCUGGUCCAAGGGGGUGGGUGCGGAAAGCAGGCCUGCGGUGGAAAGAAAUUGGAAGCUUAAAAAGCCAUUGCUUGUUUUGUUUUCCACUUUUUCUGUACGCUGUCGUAACACUUGUAACGUCCCCGGGUGUAUAAACUGUCCUUAAAUGUUUUUAAGAGGAGGAACGAGACUGAAAUAAAAACGCCAUUGGUCUGAA
Messenger RNA from Thamnophis elegans (Western terrestrial garter snake), 1025 nucleotides. RefSeq names its product nuclear cap-binding protein subunit 2-like. The record is from RefSeq and is a predicted model, not a curated record. Gene Ontology annotation, molecular function: RNA cap binding. Gene Ontology annotation, biological process: mRNA cis splicing, via spliceosome. The coding region runs from base 149 to 640 and encodes 163 amino acids. The transcript is spliced from 4 exons. Lineage: Eukaryota; Metazoa; Chordata; Lepidosauria; Squamata; Natricidae. Gene Ontology annotation, cellular component: nuclear cap binding complex.